UAGAAACCACAUCACUAUCUAUGUAUGGCUUUUUCCAAUUCUUUCCUUUAUAAGGGACACAUAGACCAAAUACACAAGAGUUUGAUAUUAUUUUUCGUUCUCUUUUUUUUUUCUCUCAACAGACAAAAUUAAAGGAAGUUAUGGUCUUAGCCUUGUGGUUCCCAAUUCGAACCCAGGGAAUCAUCAUAAGCGUCGUCGUUUUGGCUCGCCAUGGAAGCCGGUAGGUGUAAACCUCGAAGCAAUCUCGUUCACUCAGCUAAUUUCUUUCUCUCUGGAUUCUACUGUUGGGGUUGGGAGUUCCUCACUGCUCUUCUUCUCUUUAGUUGUUCCAUCUGAACAUCCAUCAUCAUCGUAUCGGAGAUCACAUAUCGAUAUUCGAAUCGAAUACUCACUCUGUUAUUAUCAUUAUUUACUUUUUCUUCUUUACUUUUUUUUAUACAAUAAAUAAUAAUUUUGGGGGUUGGUGAGAGGGUAAAUUUGGAAAAAAAAAUGGCGCAAAGGUCGGUUCCGGCGCCGUUUUUGACGAAGACGUAUCAGUUGGUGGAUGAUCCGAUCACGGACGAUGUGAUCUCGUGGAAUGAAAACGGCACCGCUUUUGUCGUUUGGAAAACGGCGGAUUUCGCUAGGGAUUUAUUGCCCAAAUAUUUCAAGCACAAUAAUUUCUCUAGCUUUGUUCGCCAACUCAAUACCUACGGAUUUAGAAAGGUGGUGCCGGACAAAUGGGAGUUCGCAAAUGAAAAUUUCCGGCGAGGGCAGAAGGAACUUCUGUCCGAGAUAAGGCGCCGGAAAACGUUGGCCACGACGUCGACUCCAGCUCAGGUCUCACCGGAGGGAAAAUCCACCGGCGAGGGUUCUUUAUCACCGUCGAACUCAGGUGAGGACCUAGGGUCAACCUCAUCAUCGUCACCGGAUUCGAAGAGUCCGGGAUCGGUGGAGACGGCAGCUAUCGCGAUGACUCAGUUCGCCGAUUUAUCGGGUGAGAACGAGAAACUGAAGAAGGACAACGAGGUUCUGUCGUCGGAGCUGGCGCAGACCAAAAAACAGUGCGACGAACUGAUAGCUUUUUUAACGGAGUACAUGAAAGUAGAGCCCGAUCAGAUCAAUCGAAUCAUGAGGCAAGGCAUUUUCAGGUCCAUGAAAGGAGGAAAAGAUUGCGAUGACGCCGAAAACGAGGCUGAAGAAUCAUCAGAGGAAGAAGAAGAAAAUGGCGAGAAUGAAGAUGGACUGAAACUGUUUGGAGUGUGGGUUAAGGCGAAAGAGAAUAAGAAGCGCAACCGUAACGAGGGAGCAGGGUUCACUGGCGGCCCCCCACAUCCAAAGGAGAUGAAGGGCGUGGACUUUCACGCGCCGCCUCUGAUUAUGAAAAGCAGCAAGGUCUGCAACUGAUUAUUAGGUGGGAGCUUUUAAUACUCUGCGGUGGUGCGUAUGGUAAGGCCAAUGCACCCCCAUGGGUUGGUUCCUAUUAGUGUGUAGAAAGAAACAAGUCAUCAUCGUCGUUAUGAUUUUAGGUUUUUUUUUUUUUUUUUUUUUUUUUCUAUAAAAGUUUAUUUUGGUAUAUUUCUUCUUUUGAAUAGUGGUUAAUUCGAUCGUUUCUGGAGUGGGUAAAAAAAGACUUGAAUAUUGUAAUUAAUAAGUUUGAAUGGUGCAUUGUAUAUUUUUUUUAGUUAUUCUUAGUGAGGUCAUGUGAGACCAUAAGUCGUAUGGAAAAUAUAAUUUAGAGAUGAAAAGGUAAAUGGGUCUCUAUUUUUUCCAUGUAGACUACUAAAAGGCAACUUAUACUUGUGUAGAAAUAAACAAACAAAUUUGGAAUUUUGAGUUUCUACGUUAUUAGUGUGCA
Molecule: messenger RNA, 1837 nt
Organism: Cannabis sativa
Lineage: Eukaryota; Viridiplantae; Streptophyta; Magnoliopsida; Rosales; Cannabaceae
Product: heat shock factor protein HSF24
Exons: 2
Coding region: 490-1386 (298 amino acids)
Biological process (GO): regulation of transcription by RNA polymerase II
Cellular component (GO): nucleus
Molecular function (GO): DNA-binding transcription factor activity; RNA polymerase II cis-regulatory region sequence-specific DNA binding
Source: RefSeq, a predicted model, not a curated record